Monomorium pharaonis (pharaoh ant) is the source of this 2465-nucleotide messenger RNA. RefSeq names its product ceramide synthase 6 (gene schlank). Gene Ontology annotation, biological process: ceramide biosynthetic process. Gene Ontology annotation, cellular component: membrane. The transcript is spliced from 8 exons. The record is from RefSeq and is a predicted model, not a curated record. Gene Ontology annotation, molecular function: sphingosine N-acyltransferase activity; DNA binding. Lineage: Eukaryota; Metazoa; Arthropoda; Insecta; Hymenoptera; Formicidae. The coding region runs from base 367 to 1494 and encodes 375 amino acids.
CGGUGAUCAAUGGCGUUCUAAACCGCAGUUCUAACGAUCUGUUUCUCUGGAGUGCCUUUCGUGUGGCAGCAGACGGCGAGAGAGAGAGACCAUCCUCCCUCUGUCCCCGUCGCUGGAAGCCGCUGUUUUUUCUUGUCGACUUCAGUGCGGGACGUUCAGUCGAAAUCAACCGGAAGAAUUCGGAAAAUGCGUUCCGUCAACACGUAGCGAUACGAACGGUAAAUAACACGAGUAAAUCUCGUGAAUCUCCGAUCGCCGCCGAUCCAACGAUCGAUCUAACGACUCGGUCUCGUGGCCACUCGAUGAGUCACCCCGGCGACCGCUCCCCUCCCGACUGAUACAGGCUGUGUGUGCGGUAAUAGAAAAAUGAAUAUUUUCACAAAUAUAUCGGCCGCUUUCUGGUCACCGGAUAUUUGGCUGCCUCCCAACAUCACAUGGGAGGACAUCAGCCCAAAUGCGGACAAUAAGUAUGCUAAUUAUCAGCAUUUAAUAUAUCCGCUGCCCAUGGCAUUUGUUCUUCUAGGAAUAAGAUAUACUCUUGAGAGGUAUUGGUUUGCUCCCUUUGGAAGAUCGCUUAGUAUAAAAAAUAGCAGGAGUAAAAGGGCAGUGCCCAAUGAGAUAUUAGAAAAAGCAUAUCUUAGUAAGAAAACAAAGUACAAGCAGAUUUUGGGAUUGGCUAAACAAUUAGAUUGGACUGAAAGGCAAGUAGAGAGAUGGCUUCGAUUACGUCGUUCUCAAGAUAAGCCAUCUACUCUUACAAAGUUCUGCGAAAGUUGUUGGAGAUGUUUUUAUUAUGCUUAUUCAUUCUUAUAUGGCCUUGUUGUCUUGUGGGACAAACCAUGGCUUUGGGACAUAAAGGCGUGUUAUUACAAUUACCCCUAUCACCCUGUUACUAGUGAUAUAUGGUGGUAUUAUAUGAUAUCAAUGGCAUUUUACUGGGCAUUAAGCUUUUCUCAAUUCUUCGAUAUAAAGAGGAAAGAUUUCUGGCAGAUGUUUAUUCAUCACAUAGCAACUAUUGCACUUAUGUGUUUCUCGUGGGUCGGAAAUCUAACGAGGAUCGGCAGUCUGGUCUUACUUGUGCACGAUUGCGCAGAUAUAUUCUUGGAGGCGGCAAAAAUGGCCAAGUAUGCAAAUUAUCAAAAAGUUUGUGAUUGUAUAUUUGCCAUAUUUACAAUUCUCUGGGUUGUAACGCGUAUUGGUGUGUAUCCAUUUUGGAUAAUUUAUAGUACAUCUAUAGAGGCGCCUAAGAUAGUACCGAUGUUCCCUGCAUAUUAUAUCUUUAAUUCUUUAUUAAUUUUACUACUGCUUCUCCACGCGAUUUGGACUUAUUUAAUCCUUAAGAUUGCAUACCGGGCUUUAAAUGCUGGUCAGAUGGAGGGUGAUAUUCGCAGUAAUAGCAGCGACGAAGUAUCUGACACUUCAGUCAAUAAUACUCCCAUAAACAACACCACAAAUUACAUUAACAAGUCAAAUUUGAAACCGAAAGCCCACUAACAAAGCACAUACUACGUAAGCUAUUGUUUUAAAAGUCCAUCCCAAGGCAGAACAUUUAUCUGGAUGUUUAGCCAGAUGCUAAAUCUUUCUUCCUACAAGUACAAUAGAAUCUCGAGUGUGACUUUACUGUUGUAUCCAAGGCGCUAACAUUACAUACAUACAUAUUUAAUCUCUCAUAAAAAUGAGAGUAAUUAAUAUAUAUAUUUUUCAAUUUCUCUUUAGUGUUUCCCUUAAAAUAGUUGAAUGCUUUGUCACAAAUUUGCCUGCAGUCCUCUCAGUUUCAAGUGUAUUUGCGCUUAGGAGUGCACGAAGAACAACGAAAGAAACAAAACAAGAGAGGGUAAACCGUGAAACGUCAAUAAUUUGUACUGCUAAUUUAUAUAAUUUCAUCUUAUUUAAGAAUUAAUUAUUAAGUAUAUAUUUCCUUUUUUGACCGAAUUUUUAAUAUUUAGUUAAGAUAUAAGAAUGGACCAAAGACAUUCGGUGUCUGACCUCCGUCGAUAUUUUCUCAGAGUCUAAUGUCGUGCGUAACUACUUUGAAAAAUGUAUUUAUUUAUUUUCAUAUACUUUGUGAACAUCAGUCAGUGAUCGAUAAGCAUAAGAUCAAUUUAAUUAAUAAUAAAUUUCUACUAAUUAAUCACACGAUUUUCUCUUAUUCUAUUUCUUGAAAAUGCGAAGUUCGAUUAAACUAGAGCGCUAGAGCAUGAUCUACAAAUUGCGAUGAUAUAAUUUAGUUUAAGCCCAUCGCAAUAUACUUUGCGAUAUUAUAUUUUAUAUCGUUUGAACCGUUAAACAAAAAUUUUUGCAUUUAUAUAUAUAUAUCUAUAUCAACGAAUAAAUGUUACGUAAAUUGUACGUUGUGUACUUACACACGAAUCUUCACGAAUCAUCGGUAUUAAUUAUUCUUACAUAAUACUGCACUCGUAAUCAUUUCAUGUAUCGCCAAUAAAAUUUCCCUAUUGAUUCUUGGA